CGUGCAUCACUUCAAAGUCACAGAUUCAGCCACUGAAUCUUUAAAAAGAGUUCAAAAUGAAGAAAUUUUUUAAGAGCAAAUAUCAGAGCGACAGCAAGAGACCUUUAAUGGAGAGUGAGAAUAACAACAACAACUGCAACAUAGACGGAUACGAACGGGCCGCUGGCGGGCAUGACAACCCUGUGGCUCAGAACGCCCUCAACACCCAGGAGGAACAACGCCUGGAAAGUGAGGAACAAUUCUCACUUCAGGAACUAGCUGAACUUCUGGGUGUGGACCCUGAUGCCAGCAGCAACACUGAGAAUGGAUCUUGUUGCUCAAUGUGCCCUGAGUCCAAUUCACUGCAGUAUCACAUUGUUCGCCUCAUCCAACAAUCUGUGAACAAGCACUUCCCAGAGCCGCCGGCCGAUGUGGACAAGAACCUUCACCAGCACCUGACAGAUGUGAAGGAAACUGUGCACAAAGAGCUCGUGAAGCUGGGACCCCUGUUGGAAUCAGUGGGGUUGUCGGGACAUCUGAUUGGAUGCUACCAUCGUCAGACAUUUCGUCACCUUGAUGCUCUGCUCCAGAACAUCAGCUCCCCCCAGAGUUCCUUGGCGCUGAUAAAGUGGGCCUCCCGAACAUAUCUGAGUCAGGAUCUGCUCGGUCACCCCGACCUUCAGAAAAUGGAUCCCAUAAAAGAAGCUGACCUCUUGCUGCUCACGGAGUGUAUCGAAAAGGCAACGCACAAACUGCUUGAGAAUGUGCAGACAGAGGUCAGAGGUCAGCUGGAGAUCAUCCUGCAGAUUCAGAGAGGAAACGAAGCCGACGACGAACUUCAUCUGGACACUAUUAUGUGCAUCGAGGCUAUACCCAAAGAAGCACAAAAAAUCAGCUCCAAACUGUCUGACCGUGUGCAGGAGGUUUGUUUCCAAGUGCUGCUUAUGUUUCUGAAGAGCUACUCUGCUACGCAGACUGAGAGACUUGGGAAAAUGGCAAAAAUGGACAACCCAGAGAUGAAAUGCUUCUUCCAGACUUUGAACAACUGUAAAAAUCUCAAGCUGCACGUCCAAAAUAAAGGCACCCUUCUUGAGGAAGCUGUGGCAGUGCUUGAAAACCUGGAGGAUUCCGCAGUGAAACUUGUGAUGGAAAUCAUAGCUGACAUCACAGAGAGCCACCUGAAGAAAUACUUCAAAUCGGAGAACAAGGAAUUCUUCCUCUUGAUUGACAAAGUGAAGAAUCAUUUCUCCGAGUUUUCCAGCUUUCAGGACAUACAAAAGAGAGUGAUGGACGACGUCUACAAGCUCAUCACUCGCAGUUACCUGAAACAUUUAAUCCAAAGCAGCCAGAGCAAACUGAGGAGGUGCUGGAGUGCUGAUUUUGAACAAAAAGUUGCUGAGGAUAUGAGGUGGCUACAUAUAACCAUCUCAGACCUGGCUCCUGAUGUUCACGAGUGGAACCUCAUGUUGCUGAAAGUCACAGAGCUGGUGGAGUGUAAGAGCACUGACAUGAUGAAGCUCACAGUUGGAAGUAUGCAGAAUGAAUGUCUCACGUGGAGCGACGACCCGGAGCUCCUGCCCACAUUGCUCCGCUGGAACGGUCUUUCUGGAAGGCAGGUUAAUGAGGUGCUGAAGGUCCUGGAAGUCCUCCCAGGCUAUGAACCCAGACCCAGAUCUACAUCCUGGUACUCAUGUUUUACUUGCUUGUAAAGCUGAGCACCUCUAUGAUCAAGAUCAACUCCAACAAGCAAAGAAGACAGAGCUGACUGACCAAAUCAGUGUUAUUUGUUAUUUUUCAGAUAAGCUGAAAUAUGUUGGUUAUAGGUGUCACUUCUCAUAUCUAAUCUUAAAGAAGUAGAUAAACAGAAGCAGACAAGUUUAUGAGUUAUAACAAAAAAGGAAUUCGGUCUGUGUAUAAGAGGCUACUCAUCUAUGUAUGAGUUUGCCUAAUGCCACCGAUUUCCUCUCAAGUGUUGUCGUUAUUUUGAGGGAAGUUGAUAUUUAUUGUAUCUUGUUUCCCCAAAAAUUUUCAUUUUUAUACAAAAUGAAAAAAAUCAACACAUACAUGCUCAUCAUGUAUCGGUAUGUGAUGUGUUGUCGGUUUUGGUAACUCCAGCUUUAAAGCCAUAAAAAACUGCACUUUGUGUGCACUUUGGUUUAAUAGGCUGUCGAAGUUGUUUACGUUUUUAAAAACUUGGGGGGUUGUGGUUGAUGUGAAAACUGCAUGAUCUCAACCCCCUAGUCAUAUUUUGCUGGUUGGGCAAAAACCCCAGCAUUAUAUUGAGCAGCCUGCUGCGUUGUAUCCUGGCGCAGAAGGGAUCGGCAGUAUGAAGAGGUCGGCAGUAGGAAAACGUUGCAGAUGUCGUCAAAAUAACUCCUGGCUUUAGUGGCACAAAUGCCGCAGCCGAUGUUCUUGUGCUUGUUAGCCUUGAACACUGCUAUCCUGGGUCAAAGUCCUGUGUUUAUUGGACCCAUCUGCCUCCAGUCCCACUCACCCUAAGUGGACUUACGCGCUCUUUAAAUUACGUACGUUACUCUGAGUGUCUAAUAACGUGGAUAGGUUUACAAUUGAGUUUGUGAAAAGCCUGCUACGUCUCAUACAAGCAAUAAAGGGUGUCUCUCAUUACAGUGAUGCCGGGGACACUUUUUAAGUGAGACACAUCUGCAGGAUGUUUGCACGCCGUUAACGGUAAAAUUAAGCUUUGUGCGAAAGUCGGUACUGUAGGAGUUACGCCAGUUUCAGACUACACAAUAUAUUUGACCAUUCCUAUGUCCAAUUAGGCAAAUAUGGGGUCAUAAAAUCUUGCUGUGACUCGACCGACGCUGGGUGCAUUGGUUGUUGACGUUCUGAGACACAGUGUCCGGUUCUCUUCUUUCAAGAUACACCUCCAUUUUCACAGGAAAUGGAAGCAAAUAAAAAAGAAAAUUAUAAAUAAAAGGAAAAGGGAAAUAAAGGCCUGUCUGUAUCUCAUGUAGUCUGUUUCAAUAAAGCUGUUGCCCCCUGCAGCUGUGGUAAACGAAGGCCCAGAAUUUUAUGGUAUAUUUGUUUGCAAUCCGUCUCCACUAUGAAGAAUUAACGUUCUUUGCUAGCUUGAUGCUAAUCACUGGGUUGCCAAAGUGGCUCUGCUAUUGCACGCCAGUAUUCUUCCUUUGUUACGCUGUCCCUAGAGGAAAUAUCAAAAAGACUGUGGUUGCGUUGCUUUACAGCUGUCCAUGGCAGCAGAUUGCUCAGUGUUCCUAUUGGUCAAAGUGACGGCUGUUACACACAGAGUGGAUAUGCACUUCUACCACUCUGUUGUUCGUCUGUGGUGUAAUGACACUCAUAGUCGUUCACAGUCUGUCAACACCAUAGGACGGCCAUAUUGGGCUGUAAUCAGGCUGAUAACAUGUAGUCUGAACCCGGCAUACAUAUUUUAUUAAAAAGGAAGAUUUUUUUUUGUUGAGCUCUGAUAAUAGAAGAAAUAGGGGAAAACUUUUUUGUCUGUCAUUCAGUUACAAAAUGACUGACAGGUUUUUACAAUCUUCCAUUUGUUUUGUCUGUAGCAUCAAAGAGGUAGAAUUGCACUGAUUAGACGCUCUGUCUCCACAUAUUUAUGCUCAUAUUUAAAUAUUUGAUACUAUUUAUUAGGUUUAAAAUUGUUUAUUUAUAUGAAUAUGCAGAGCAUUUGCUUUAUUUGCACAAUAGUGAGGAGACAAAAUAUGUACCUAAGAUGCUUCCAGACUGUGACAAGAGAUUAGAACAAAUAAAAAACAAAUAUGUUUAACAGUCAAAGGAGUUGAUUUGUGGAAUAGUCUUGAAAAGAAAUUGAAAAUGCGUAAAACACUUAAAAGAAAUUAAAAAAUAUGAUGAUUGACAAAUAUAAAACUGAGCUAUGAACACCUGUGUGUGUAUAUGAAUAUUUGUUUGGGACUUUGGGGUAUAUAGAAUAUACAUAUGAUUUGUUUUGAUUUUACUUCCUAAUAUUCAUUAGCCUCCGAUCAACUGUACAAUACAAACUUGACUGUUUAGAUUCUUCUGUUUCCGUUACUUGAACACUUUUGAACUAUACUUGAACUACAGCUUGUUGUAUGGAACUUUGUAGCUACUUUAUGGGAUGUACUUGGUACUUUUGAAUGUAUUCAUCAUCGUAAAAUCAGGGUAUAAUUGUGGAUUUACUCAAAUUUUUACAUGAUUGACUUUUAUAUAUGAUGUAUUCCACUGAAGCUACAGAUGACACCGUUGGUCAAAGCUGUAUUUUCUGCCUAAAUGUAACUAUCUUAAUACUUUUGUAUUUUCCUAAAGUUAUAUACUGUAUUCUUCUGUGGUGGUUAGUUUUGUUUAGAAGCUUGUAGGUUUGGUAACUUUUUCUG
This is a messenger RNA of Epinephelus fuscoguttatus (brown-marbled grouper), 4328 nucleotides long. RefSeq names its product exocyst complex component 3-like protein 4. The record is from RefSeq and is a predicted model, not a curated record. The transcript is spliced from 11 exons. Lineage: Eukaryota; Metazoa; Chordata; Actinopteri; Perciformes; Serranidae. Bases 57 to 1688 code for a protein of 543 amino acids. Gene Ontology annotation, biological process: exocyst localization; exocytosis. Gene Ontology annotation, molecular function: SNARE binding. Gene Ontology annotation, cellular component: exocyst.